Messenger RNA from Eurytemora carolleeae, 1101 nucleotides. RefSeq lists its product as uncharacterized. Bases 165 to 1043 code for a protein of 292 amino acids. NCBI's taxonomy places the organism in Eukaryota, Metazoa, Arthropoda, Copepoda, Calanoida, Temoridae. The transcript has 6 exons. The record is from RefSeq and is a predicted model, not a curated record.
UUUGCAAACAGUCCCUUUUAUCCAUUUUGCUUAGUUCCCCUCCUCCUGCUCCUCCUGGGAGUUCAUCAAACUCAGGGAAAAUACUUCUUCAUCCUGGUAGACAUUAUCCAGAAUAUCAUUAUCAACCAUCACCCUCAGAACUCAGAAUUUCACGGUCAAAAGAGAUGAGACAGAAACGAGAACGGUUGGAGAGGGAAGGAAGGAUGGAAGCAGAGAUGAGAGAAGGGACGAGGGAGGGAAGGCGAGAAGCUUGGCUUGGAAGUGAGGAGAAAGGCAUGAGGGAGGGAAUGCAGUCCCGACACGACGAGAGUGAACGAGGAAAUCGGAACAAAAGGGUAAUGAGAGAUGAGAGAUUUGAAAGAGAAGACAGAAAUCUUAAAACUGAUAAAUAUAAAGAACACAGGAGAUCGGCACAGGAUUUACAUGAUUGGAGGGAAGAUACUCCAUUUUGGAAAGGAAGACGACCCGGAGGAAAGAAAGAAAACGCCCUCUCUUGGGGUAUUCAGGAUUCUGGGCCACCAAACUGGAUCCCCCCCUCCCCUGGACAAUCUGACUGGGGCCCCAUUUCCCCAGGAUGGGCCGGAAGGUCGCCUGGACCCCCGGAGUGGGUCCCGCCCCCGCCGCACAUGAUUGCCCCAAAUUCGAAAAUAAUCAAAGAUGUGAAAAACAACUGGAGCAAGGCAGGAAAAGCUGGAUUUCCAUUAAAUCAAGCCGUGAAUGCUAUGUAUCUCCCUGAGGUGAACCCUGCUGAUCUGCCAGAUAUGUACUCUUUGAAACCUGCUGAUCUGCCAGAUAUGUACUCUUUGAACCCAAUGCGUGAUUCCUUUAUUUCAAUUCAGGAGUAUAGGGAGCAUUCUGUUGAAAUCACUGAAUUAGAUGAUCUUCCCUUAGAUCCAUCCUUUAUUCAUCCAACCUUACUCUCAUCCCAUAAACUUAAUUCUAAUUCAUCCCAUCCAUCCCAUACAGUUCAUUCCCAUCCUCCCAUCCAGGAUGAAAUCCCUCUCCGACCAAACCUACGAGAUGUUCCUGGCGGACUUUAUUAAAUUUAUCAGUAUAUUUAUGAAUCAAUAUCUUAUAAUCAAAAUAAAUAAAUAUUAUAUA